This is a messenger RNA of Cryptococcus wingfieldii CBS 7118, 756 nucleotides long. RefSeq lists its product as hypothetical. NCBI's taxonomy places the organism in Eukaryota, Fungi, Basidiomycota, Tremellomycetes, Tremellales, Cryptococcaceae. The coding region runs from base 1 to 756 and encodes 251 amino acids. The transcript is spliced from 4 exons. The record is from RefSeq and is a predicted model, not a curated record.
AUGCAAUGGCCUUCCUCCCAGCAUAACAUACCUGUCAGGAAAGAGCGUCUGCCCGAUCCCGGGUCUUACCGACAUGAGCAAUCCACACUAGACAACUUAGGCGCAGCUGGUAAACCCCAACAUAACAUCAAGAACUUAAACAGACCGUCCUCGAGAUACAAAAAGAGGCGCGAAACAAAGCAAGCAUCUCCGAUCGCCGAUCGUACCCUAACUCGCCAGCUCGCUGGUCCUCUGAACCUUCAUCCCGAAAGCCUCUUGUCGCUGGCCGAGGUGAAUAAGAAGGCUAUCUCUCCGAUCAACGACAACCAUGGCGUUCUGCCCGAGCAAGCGGGGCAACAACAACCAAUGAUUGAUUUCAUGGCUCAAACUUCGACGGUCGACCCCCAAACAGGCAUCACGCUCAAUGUGGGUAUACCUUGCAUUGUCGUCCAUCAUGGUGGGCCCCGAAUCAAAGCGUGUAUACAGUACAUUGGGAACGUGGAGGGUUUAGUGGGCCCUCGAGUAGGAGUGAUUUCAAAAGACUUCAUCGGCACUAGUGUUCCAGCAUUAUCGACGGGCACGUAUCUCGGACGCCACUAUUUCGAUGUGCCUCCAGAUGAUGGCAAAGACUUCGCAUCAGGCCGCACUUGUGCGGAGUUGGACCUGCAAGAUUCUCCGGAGCGAAUCAAUCACAAGGCGCCCGCGACUGCCCGCUAUUGCAGAGCAUUCUUCGUUCGACCUUGCGAUAUCUUGGUCGUCCUCGGAGGCGCCCUGUAG